AUGGCGCUGACAAAUUUGCCCUCGUCAAUUGCGGAAGGCAGCUUUGCUCGGAACUGCUUCCAUCCGGCAGCGAUCUCUACGCUGCUCGACCUGGGUGCCUCUACGGACUACAAGGACAGCCGGGGCCUGACCCCCCUGUACCACAGUGUCAUGGUGGGCGGGGACCCCUACUGCUGCGAGCUCCUCCUGCACGACUACGCCAAGGUGGGCUGCAUUGACGAGAACGGCUGGCAAGAGAUCCACCAGGCCUGCCGCUACGGACAUGUGCAGCACCUGGAGCACCUCCUGUUCUAUGGGGCAGACAUGACCGCCCAGAACGCCUCGGGAAACACUGCCCUGCAUGUCUGCGCCCUCUACAACCAGGAGAGCUGUGCCCGGGUGCUGCUGUUCCGGGGAGCCAGCAAAGAGAUCCGGAACUACAACAGCCAGACGGCGUUUCAGGUAGGGGCACGGCAGGCUCUGGAAGAGAGACCCUCCGCUCCCUCCCCUCUG
This is a messenger RNA of Notechis scutatus (mainland tiger snake), 492 nucleotides long. NCBI's taxonomy places the organism in Eukaryota, Metazoa, Chordata, Lepidosauria, Squamata, Elapidae. The record is from RefSeq and is a predicted model, not a curated record.